AAAGCUGGAAGAGAAUACAUGUAUUACCUUGCAUAAAGAUUUUAAUAUUCUUUGUUUAAAUCGCACCGUAUUAGAGACAGCAAGCAUUAGACAUCGCAGAUAUCAAAAUAAUUUCAAGGAUAUAAAAUCUUUUCAAAACAAGAAAGUCAAAUAUGAUGGAUGCUAUCAGUUUUGUCCUGGGUGAAAGAACAUCAAAUCUUAGAGUAAAAACAGUCAAGGAACUCAUCCAUGGUGCACCUGUAAACAAACCGAUUGCAACAACUGCUAGUGUAUCUGCAUUUUACAUUGACACUGACAAGGUUGGGAAAAGCACACAAACAGUUUUUACAAGAAAAAUUGUUGGCUCAGGCACAGAGUAUCGCAUUAAUGGUAAAGUCAUUAAUAACAAGGAUUAUCAACAAGCCUUGGAAAACAUUGGAAUUUUAAUCAAAGCCAAAAACUUUCUUGUUUUCCAGGGAGCAGUAGAAUCGAUUGCAAUGAAAACACCAAAAGAGAGAACUGAAAUGUUUGAAAAAAUCAGUGGAUCUGGAGUCCUAGCAGAAGAAUAUGAGAAGCGUAAGCAAGCAAUGGCUAAAGCUGAAGAAGACACAACAUUUUCCUUGCAUAAGAAAAAAGGUAUUACUGCAGAACGAAAAGAAGCUAAAGCAGAGAAAGAUGAGGCUGAGAAAUACCAGAAACUGUUGCAGGAUUUGGUUGAUGCAAAACUCCAGGCACAGCUGUUUAAAUUGUACCACACAGAACAGGAUAUCAAAAAAAUUGAGGUUGAAAUAAAAGAACACCAGAAGGAACAAAACAAAUUGGAUUCCAAAAAAAGUGUUAUAGAAACUCAGCUAAAAGCUAAGAAAUCUGAAAAUGGUAAAUUGUCUCGAGAAAUUGCGUUGAAGGAGAAAGGCAUCGCUGAUAAAGAAGCAGACUUAAACAAGAAGAGACCUCUGUACUUAAAAGCCAAACAAACAACGCAACAUCACAAUAAGAAGCUUGAAGAUACAAGACAAGCUCACUCGAAGACAAAACGAAAUGCUGAAAAGCAAAAGAAUGAGAUUAAGGAAUUGGAAAGAGAACUGCAAGAGGUUCAAGCAAUGGCCAAACAAUACGAUGAGGAAGUUUCACAGGAAAGUCAAGGCCAAAGUUUAGAGCUAAUGGAUAAUCAAAUUGCUGAAUACAAUCAACUGAAAGAAGCUGCUGGGAAGCAAGCAGCUGCUAUUCAAGCCCAGCUGGACAAGAUUAACCGUGAGCAGCGUGCUGACACAGAGAGCUUGCAACAAGUGAAACAACGUAAACAAGAUUUCCUUGCACGACAAAAAGAAUUAAAAGAGCAGAAGCAACAAUUACAGCAACGUAUUACACAAUGUGAUGAAUAUGUCAAGAGUAACGUUGAAAAAAUGAAGAAGCACAAAGACGAGUAUGACAACCUUGAAAAAUCUGUGAGGCAAGCUAAUCAGCGCUACCAAGAAGUCAACACCCUGCUUGAAGGCGUACAAAAAGAAAUUAAUGAGGCGAAAGCUGACAAAUCAGAAAAUACUCGCUCGCAAAGAAAAGCGGAAUUUGUGGAUAACUUAAAGAAGUUGUUUCCUGGUGUUUAUGGACGUUUGGUUGAUUUGUGUGAGCCUGUUCACAAAAGGUACGCAGUUGCUUUAACGAAAGUGUUAGGCAAGAACAUGGAAGCUAUUGUAGUGGAUACUGAAAAGACUGGUAGAGAGUGUAUCCAGUACAUGAAAGAACAGAUGAUUCAACGUGAGCUGUACUUACCUCUCGAUACACUUAAAGUGAAACCAAUCAAUGAACAGCUUCGUCAAGUGGGAGGAACUGCAAAACUUGUUGUCGAUGUUAUCAAGUAUGAUCCUGAGUGUAUUAAGCGUGCACUGGUUUUUUCUUGUGGUAAUGCUCUUGUUUGUGAUACUAUGGAGGAAGCCAGGAAGUUAGCAUUCACUGGAUCACAACGCAAGAAAACUGUAUCGGUGGAUGGAACAAUGUUCGAAAAAUCAGGAGUUUUUUCUGGCGGACUUGGUGAUAUUCAGAGAAAAGCGAAGCGUUGGGAUUCUAAACAAAUUGAUCAAUUGAAACGUCGACGUGACCAGUAUGUUACUGAAGUAAAAGACCUCACCGCAGAGCGCAGAAAAGAAUCUGCUUUACAAGAUUUAAAAUCUCAAAUCAGCGGUUUAGAGUCACGACUUAAAUACACAAGAAGAGAUAAAGAAACGAUAGAACAACAAUCACUUGUGAGUAACGAAAGAGAGCUAGAAGUUAUUGCUUCAAAACUCGAAGAAAUUGAGCCUCAAUCUGAGAAACACGUAGUUGCUAUUUCGAAGCGUAAGAAAGAAAUUGAGAAACUGCAAGAACAAAAGAAUGCAGUCGAUGACGAGAUAUUUGGAUCGUUUUGUGAACAAAUAGGCGUUGAUAAUAUCAGGCAAUACGAAGAAAAACAAUUAGUAGCACAACAAGAAAAAACGCAGAAGAGGUUGGAGUUUCAAAAACAAGAAGGACGUUUACAGAGUCAGCUGGAUUACGCAAAAUCCCACGACCAUAAGGAUCAGCUUAAGAAAUUGGAAAGAAGUAUGAAAAAAUAUGAAGAGGAAAUUGAAAAAUUGAAAGCACAAGAAAAACAACAAAUGCAGGAGAUCGACCGAGACACUAGCGAAUUGGAAAAACUUCGCCUCGAUAUUCAGGUGUUAAAAAAUGAAAUGAACGACAAGGAAAUUGAAAUAAAAGAAGUUAAAAAACGAAUGACCUCGCACACCAAGGAUGAAGUUGCAUUGCAAAAGAAAAUCUCCUCCAAGGAACGACAAUAUGAAGAGAAACUUGGUGAUCGUGUUAGCCUUCUAAAGCAAUGCAAGAUGGAUGAUAUUAAAAUACCACUUAAAAAGGGUUCAUUAAACAAUAUAGAUGCGUCGGCAGCUACGUCUAAUCAAGCCGAUGAAGAAAUGGAGGUAGAUGGCUCUAGCCAGAGUACGAAACUGUCGAGUAUGGACGAUGGCAUUGAAGUGAAUUACAGAGGUUUGAGUGCAAAUUAUAAGGAUCCAGGCGAUGAGGAUGAAGUUAAAAAGAUAUCUCAAGAACUUACCUCGAACGUUAAUAAACUUGAUGCUACAUUAUCGCGCAUUGCUGCUCCUAAUAUGAAAGCAGUGAGCAAAUUAGACGAUGUUCAGCAUCGGUUGAAGGAAACGAGUGACGAGUUCGAAACAACGCGAAAGCGAGCAAGAAAAGCAAAAAUGGAGUAUGAAGCUAUACAGAAAGAAAGGUACGACAAAUUUAUGGAUGCGUUUGAACAUGUUUCUCAAAAGAUAGAUGAUAUUUACAAGGAAUUAUCAAAUAAUCCAAGUGCUCAAGCUUUCCUUGGCUCUGAAAAUGCGGAGGAACCUUAUCUAGAAGGUAUCAGUUAUAACUGCGUAGCUCCUGGGAAAAGAUUCCGACCAAUGGAUAACUUAUCUGGAGGAGAAAAGACAGUUGCCGCUUUAGCUCUUCUUUUUGCUAUUCACAGUUACCAACCCUCGCCUUUUUUCGUGUUGGAUGAAAUAGAUGCCGCAUUGGAUAACACAAAUAUUAACAGGGUUACAAAUUAUAUCAAGAAUCAAACGGAAAACAAUUUUCAGUGCAUUGUCAUUUCACUGAAAGAGGAAUUCUACACGAAAGCAGAUAGUCUUGUUGGUGUAACAGCUGACCCUGAUAAUGAAUGCACCACAACGGAAACGUUUAUGCUAGAUCUUCGAGAAUACGAAGACUGAUGAGCGAAGCCAGAAACUAUAUCAAAACUUUUCGCCUUAUUUAUGUAUAUUUGUUUGUUCAACCUUUUUGUUAAUAUAACUGUUCGAAA
Hydractinia symbiolongicarpus is the source of this 3811-nucleotide messenger RNA. Its product is annotated as structural maintenance of chromosomes protein 1A-like. Gene Ontology annotation, molecular function: ATP binding; DNA binding; ATP hydrolysis activity. The coding region runs from base 153 to 3722 and encodes 1189 amino acids. The record is from RefSeq and is a predicted model, not a curated record. Lineage: Eukaryota; Metazoa; Cnidaria; Hydrozoa; Anthoathecata; Hydractiniidae. Gene Ontology annotation, cellular component: chromosome; cohesin complex; nucleus. Gene Ontology annotation, biological process: sister chromatid cohesion. The transcript is spliced from 37 exons.